Messenger RNA from Manduca sexta (tobacco hornworm), 643 nucleotides. Its product is annotated as myotrophin. The transcript is spliced from 4 exons. NCBI's taxonomy places the organism in Eukaryota, Metazoa, Arthropoda, Insecta, Lepidoptera, Sphingidae. The record is from RefSeq and is a predicted model, not a curated record. Gene Ontology annotation, biological process: regulation of barbed-end actin filament capping. The coding region runs from base 54 to 530 and encodes 158 amino acids. Gene Ontology annotation, cellular component: cytoplasm; nucleus. Gene Ontology annotation, molecular function: protein binding.
CCAAAAAUCGGUAAAAAUUUAAACCAUUGCAUUGUCUUGUAACUAGUUGUCAAAUGACACCACGUACUGUCAAGUGUGUCAUUUGUCAAAUAAAAGAAAAAAGAACGCCAUCAUUUAUUACCAUUGUAUUCGGUUUCAGUGACAAAAAAUUACCGAGAACAUACGAAAAGUACGCAAAAAUGAGUGAAUUAGUUUGGGGAAUCAAGAACGGUGAUAUAGACCAAGUUAAAGAUAUAAUAGAGAAUAAGAAAAUUGAUGUAAAUGCACCAAUAGAUGGGCGAGUGCCGCUUCACUAUGCAGCAGACUAUGGCCAGACAGUUGUCCUCAACUAUUUGCUUGACAAAGGCGCUGAUCCCAAUGCUUUGGAUAAACAUGGCAUAUCUGUCUUACUGGCUGCCAUAUGGGAGGGACAUACGGACUGCGUGAAGACGCUGUUGAAAAAUGGUGCAUCCAAAAACGGUAAAACCCCAGAUGGCACCCCAUAUAUCGAAGCUGCAGAGAAAGAAGAAAUCAAAGAGCUUUUGACAUAGAUUGAGUAUUAACAACAAUCAUGUAGUCAUAUUUUGCAUUCGCUCAUUUAUUUCAUAAUGCUAAGGUAAAGUCACUCUAGAAUUGAACAAUAAAUUAAACCAUUAUAUUUUUA